AUGACUUCCUGGCUUACCAGUAAAGCCCCGAAUCUUUCUCUGCAUCUAGAGUCUGCUGGCCGGGCUCUCGUCGGCAGCGUCCUCGCCCUGCUCAUUUCCUGGACCUUCCUCGGCAACUUCACGGUGUGCGCGGCGAUUUUCCGCUACCGGCAUCUGCGGGCGAAGGUGACCAACAUCUUCAUCGCCUCCCUCGCCCUGUCGGACCUGCUGGUCGCGGUGCUGGUGAUGCCGUGGAAAGCCGCGGCCGAGGUGGCCGGUUUCUGGCCGUUCGGCGCCUUUUGCAACACCUGGGUGGCGUGCGACAUCAUGUGCUCCACCGCCUCCAUCCUGAACCUGUGCGUCAUCAGCGUGGACCGCUACUGGGCCGUGUCCAGCCCGUUCCGUUACGAGAGGAAAAUGGACAGGAGGGUGGCCUCCGUCAUGCUAGGCGUGACGUGGACCGUGUCCGUGGUCAUCUCCUUCGUCCCCGUGCAGCUCAAGUGGCACCGGGCGGACGUCGGCGACGCUCCAGCCGCCGCCUCCUCCGCCGCCGCCCGCAACACUACGCCGAGCGUCAGGGACGGACACUGCGACCCGAGUCUGAGCCGCACUUACGCCAUCUCCUCCUCCCUCAUCAGCUUCUACAUCCCCGUGGCUAUCAUGGUGGCCACGUACACGCGCAUAUAUCGGAUAGCCCAGGUGCAGAUAAGACGCAUAUCCACCUUGGAACGCGCGGCCGAGCAUGCGCAGAGCUGCCACUCCCAUUACGCGCCCGACUCUCGCCCGCGCCUCAGCGCGAGUUCCUGCCAGCGUCCGUGUCUGCGCCCCUGUUCUCACCCGCACCGCCGCCCUUCUCAGCCCGUCCACCGCGCUCUCAGGGUGUCCAUCAGACGGGAGACGAAAGUGGUGAAAACCCUCAGCAUAAUCAUAGGCGUCUUCAUCUGCUGCUGGUCCCCUUUCUUUGUGCUGAACUGCGCCAUACCCUUCUGCCCGGGGCCCGAGUCGCCCAACGCCCAGCGUGGCCCCUACUGCGUCAGCAAGAGGACCUUCGACGUGUUCGUGUGGUUCGGCUGGAGCAACUCGUCUCUCAACCCCAUCAUCUACGCGUUCAACGCGGACUUCCGGGAGGCCUUCCUCCGCCUCCUCGGCUGCCGCUGCACGAGAUGCCGGGGCGCCGGGGGCGCAGCGGUGGAGACCGUGGUGGCGAGCCACGACGUCGGGUCCCUCAAGCAGGAAAGCCCCCUCCACAUGGAGACGGGGGCGUGUUGGAGCGUCAACACCAGGGGCAGCGAGGACAGCGGGAAGACCACGGUCACUCUGGUUUACCCACGAGGGGCGGCGGCUUUGGACCAGGAGACAGACGCGGAGGAGAGCAAAGCUGGAGACGUGGACAGACAGACAGACACAGAUACCCGAAUGAAGAGCGCGCGUCUAUCUGUUAUUUCGGGGAGCUCCGACAUGAUGGCGUUCAUGACGGGAUCGGAGAGAAAAUAG
Molecule: messenger RNA, 1473 nt
Organism: Lampris incognitus (smalleye Pacific opah)
Lineage: Eukaryota; Metazoa; Chordata; Actinopteri; Lampriformes; Lampridae
Product: D(1) dopamine receptor-like
Exons: 2
Coding region: 1-1473 (490 amino acids)
Biological process (GO): adenylate cyclase-activating adrenergic receptor signaling pathway
Cellular component (GO): membrane
Molecular function (GO): G protein-coupled receptor activity
Source: RefSeq, a predicted model, not a curated record